This is a messenger RNA of Candidozyma haemuli, 1683 nucleotides long. RefSeq names its product DNA-directed DNA polymerase alpha subunit. The record is from RefSeq and is a predicted model, not a curated record. NCBI's taxonomy places the organism in Eukaryota, Fungi, Ascomycota, Pichiomycetes, Serinales, Metschnikowiaceae. Gene Ontology annotation, cellular component: alpha DNA polymerase:primase complex. The transcript has a single exon. Gene Ontology annotation, molecular function: DNA binding. Gene Ontology annotation, biological process: DNA replication; DNA replication initiation. The annotation marks the transcript as partial.
AUGGCUGCAGACGAAGUGACGACCAAAUGGAUAAAUUCCAAGUUUGGUGAUGUUGAUGAUGAAACCGUCAAGAGGCUUCUUUCGGUAAAGGAUAUUUUCAAUUACACGAAAGACGACUUGUACAUUCAAUGGGAAGCCUUUGUGGUGACCCAGGAAGAUGGUGAAUUGGAUGUGACAGCAGAUAACGUGGAAAGAUUUCAAGAGUGGGCUCAGAAGUCUCUCAACAAUGACUCAACAAAGAAGAACCCGACGAUCAAGAAGAGUGCUGACGCAAGAAGGAAACCUGCUAUGCGUACUGCUGUUGAGUUAUCAUCAAGUCCAGGCGCUGGCUUUGGAAUGCCUUCGACUCCACGCUUCAAGAAACAAAAGAUGGAACCUCAAAGUGACAAAACCUUGGCUUCAAGUCCUUCGCAUUUCACCACUGCUGAUAAUACCAUGAUAUCACUGAGUUCCAAGAAACCAGAGGCUGAUCCACAAUACGAGCCAAACACUGUUUUGGAAUGUUUGAACCCAGCAGUGGAAGCAGCACAGCUGAAUGAAAAUCCACCACGACUCUCCGCUAACUUUGAUCCAGAGAAAUUCAAGUUCAGAACAAUGGCCAUGAAGCUUUUGGAAAGUGCUGAUGUCUUGGACGACCAGAUCGAUUUGUUCAGUCUGAAGUUCUCCGAAGAGCUCAAAGAUAAGGGCAUUGAGCUUGGAAAUCCUUGCAUGAACUCCCAGUUUGACAUUGCAUGCUGUGGUAGAAUUGUGCCAGACUCUCCUUUCUACGACAGUAUGAUAACGCAAACCCUUAAUGACAAGUCUUUGUUCUUGGAAACCUCCAGACUCGGUGGUAUCGGACAAAGAAUCCUGUUGGACUUAUCUAAUUUGCAAGAGUACUCAUUCUUUCCAGGACAAAUCGUUGGGUUGAAAGGCAGAAACCCAACUGGUCGUGCAUUUGUGGUUCACGAGGUCUUGUCUUUGCCAGAACUUGGUACCCCUGUCACCCACGUUGCUGAGCUACAAGACAUUAAGGAAGCGAGUAGCGGAGAGAGCUUAAAGGUCGUCAUGGCUGCCGGUCCAUUCUCUAACCAUCAUAACCUCAACUUCAGCAAGCUCGAUAAAUUCGUACAGCAAUUAAAUGAUGUCGUUAAGCCACAUGUUGCAGUCAUCUUUGGGCCACUUCUAGAUGUCACUAAUGCUGCAGUAGCUGAUGGCGAGGUCGAGGUACCUGGCGUGCCAGCCAACCAACAGCCAAGGGAUCUUGAUGAAUUACUUCGAACCGUCGUUACUCCAAUUCUCAAGAAAAUCGAUUCAAACAUCCAAGUCAUUUUAGUGCCUUCGUUACGCGACGCUGCCUCUAAACAUGCCUCAUAUCCACAGUCUGCAUUUGAUAGAAAGAAACUUGGGCUUCCGAAGAAUUUCAAGUGUUUCCCUAACCCAUCCACUUUCUCGAUCAAUGAAGUUGUGAUUGGUGCUUCUAACGCUGAUAUUUUCAAAGACCUUAAGGAUAUUUACAAGAGCAACGUUUCGCCAGAAAAGAGUCUGUUGUUCUCUAAUAGGUUUGAGAGAAUUGCAAAUCAUGUCUUCCAACAAAGACGCUUCUACCCGAUUUUUCCUGGCUCAGUGAGAAGACAGCCAUUGACAAAGGAAGAGUCUGAAAAGGCCGUGGGUUUGCUUGACGGUAACGCUGCAGAGGAUCUU